Molecule: messenger RNA, 1481 nt
Organism: Tarenaya hassleriana
Lineage: Eukaryota; Viridiplantae; Streptophyta; Magnoliopsida; Brassicales; Cleomaceae
Exons: 7
Coding region: 117-1202 (361 amino acids)
Cellular component (GO): nucleus
Source: RefSeq, a predicted model, not a curated record
AAGAGUUUAGAGAGAGAGAUUUCUUCUGUGGGGUAUUUCUUUUUUUUUUUGGAUUUUAUUUUUAUUUUUUUUCCUUGGUGCCGUGAGCUAUAUCAAGCUUUGAAUUCUCAUCGCCAAUGGUGUCGGACCAGGAAAUAGCGAAAGGGGUCGAGACCCUUCUCCGUCAAUCCGACCCGAAUUCGCUCACGUCCUUUCACGGCGUCGUUCAACAGCUCGAGGCCAAGCUAGGGUUAGACCUAUCGGAGAAGACAGGGUUCAUUCGCGACCAGAUCAACCUCCUCCUCGGCGCUCACCCCUCCGCCGCCGACGCAACCGCCUCCGCCGUGCAACCGUCUCCUCCUCCGCCGCAGUCCGCCGUCAAUGUGCCUGCAAAAUCCCACUUCGCCCUCCACCACCCUUCGCAAUACCAUCAUGAUAAUCAGCCCCAUCAAUUCCCUUCCCAUUUUGGCCUUCAGCCUCCCCACCACUCCUAUGACCUCAAUUUCCAACAGCCUUAUCCGGUGCCUGUCCCGCAGAUUCCGCCUUCGCAGCAGCCGCAGUUGCGGGCUACUCAAGGCGUGAACGCUGCUGUCUCUGUUGAUCAAGUUAAGGCCCCGAAAGAAAGUGCUCCAGCUGGAUCCAAGAGAAAGGGUGGUCCCGGGGGUCUUAAUAAAGUCUGUGGGGUGUCUCCUGAACUUCAGGCCAUAGUUGGGGAACCCGAUCUUCCAAGGACUGAGAUUGUGAAGCAAUUAUGGGCUUAUAUAAGGAAGAACAACCUCCAAGAUCCGAGUAACAAGCGGAAGAUCAUAUGUGACGACGCACUGCGAGUUGUUUUCGAGACAGAUUGCACUGACAUGUUUAAAAUGAAUAAGCUGCUCGCAAAACAUAUUCUCCCGCUUGACCCGACAAAGGAAACUGGUCAAGCCAAACGGGUAAAAGUGGAUGUCGAGUCUAAGACUGAAGAAACCACAGAGGCUGUCAGUUCAACUAUUGUACUAUCUGAGUCCCUUGCUAAGUUCUUUGCAACAGGUGAGACAGAGAUGGUGGAAACAGAAGUUAUGAAGCGUGUUUGGGAACACAUAAAACUCAAUCACUUGGAGGAUCCCUCGAAUCCAAUGGCAAUCCAGUGUGAUGAAAAGCUUAGGGAUCUUCUUGGAUGUGAAAGCAUUUCAGCUGUGGGGAUAAAUGAGAUGCUGAGGCGUCAUAUGUACAAGCGGUCGUGAUAUCAGAUGGGCUGACUUUAAUUAGUAGUAGUGUGCGACUAGAACUCUGAUAGGAAGAAACCUUUUUUUUGCUUAACUUGCUUAUGUUUCUUUAAUCUUCCUUCGUGUUAUCUGUUUAGCUGGUUGUGUAUCGACAUGGUUAGGGUGAAUAUCGUAUUUACAAUACCCUGGAUAUCUCUGGCUCCUGUUUAGUCGGGAAAUGUAGCUCAUGGGCAAACCGCGAGGAUAUUUUGUAUUUAUGCCUUUUGCCCUUCGAUGUGUAGAACCAUGUUCAAUUUA